Molecule: messenger RNA, 219 nt
Organism: Symbiodinium necroappetens
Lineage: Eukaryota; Dinophyceae; Suessiales; Symbiodiniaceae
Source: the annotation of a GenBank genome assembly
GUGAAGCGUGGUGGGACCAACAUCCAGCAGCUCCACACCAUUGCCGAUCCCUGGGAGCCGAACGAGGUUUUAGACAGCCCCGCGCUGCUGGUGCUGGCGCCCGACUCGAUGGAGUUUGCCACCGCCCGCGAGAUCAACGAGAAGUUCUGCACCCAAAUGGAGGUUGUGCACGGGAAAGGAAGCCACUACAACAUGAUGCAGGUCGGAUCGGGUGCAUAG